AUGGGCAAUCAACAACCAGCAGGUCGUACUCGUAGUGAUACGUACACACGAUACGAACGAGAUGGUGAAGAUGGUCGAUUUGUUACACUCGAUCAUAAUGAUUUUAGUGGAAAUAAUUAUCCAAUACCAUUUGAUGAACGAUUUGGCUCAAGAAAUGAUUCAACAUUACCAAUACGUAUUCGCAAUCAACGUCAAAUGCAACAACAUCAUACUCAACAAGCUGUGCAAGCAGAAAUGCAUAAUGAAAAAAAGACAAUACCAGUUGUAUUUAGAUAUCCAGCUUCAACGAAAGAUAAAGAAGCUUUACUAACUGGUUCAUUUAAUAAUUGGAAAGAUAUGGUAUUAAUGGUUAAAAGUGAUAAUGAUUUUGUUGUUAUUUUGGAAUUACCCGAAGGUGAACAUGAAUAUAAAUUUUGUAUUGAUGGCCGAUGGGAAUAUGAUUUAAAUGAAUUAUCAAAAGAUGAUGGUCAUAAUGGUCGUAAUAAUGUAGUUACAGUAAAAAAAAGUGAUUUUGAAGUUAUGGAAGCCCUUAUAUCAGAUUCAGUCUUAUCAAAUAGCCAAAAUUCAAAUAUAAAUAAACAACAAUCAAAUGAUUCAGAUAUGGCACGUUCUCCACCAGGUUCUUAUGACCAAACAUGGCCGCCAACAAACCAAAAAGAAUUUCCACAGACAGAUAAACCACCAAUUUUACCACCACAUCUUCUUAAUAUUAUUCUUAACAAAGAUACAUCUGCUCAUUAUGAACCAGCUUUAUUACCAGAACCUAAUCAUGUUAUGUUAAAACAUUUAUAUGCACUAUCAAUUCGUGAUGGAGUUAUGGUAUUGAGUACAACAACACGUUAUAAACAAAAAUUUGUUACAACAUGUUUUUAUAAACCUACUGCCAAAUGA
Adineta steineri is the source of this 891-nucleotide messenger RNA. NCBI's taxonomy places the organism in Eukaryota, Metazoa, Rotifera, Eurotatoria, Adinetida, Adinetidae. The record is from the annotation of a GenBank genome assembly.